AUGGUUAUGUACAAGGCCCAGAACUGCCCCUGCAACCAGGAGAACAUAACCAUCUUCAACAGCUCCCCCAUGGAGCUAGAGGUGGAGUUCUCCUUUGAGAACGAUGGAGAAGCAGAGACGUUCCUUUUGGACCCUCCGUACAUGGUCCUGAGCCCAAAGGAGAAGCAGGAGCUGACCAUUUGGGCAUACCCCACUUCCGUUGGCUUCCUGGAAGACAAACUCAUCUGCAGCAUCAAGAAGAACCCGGAGCCAGUGGUCUUCAGCGUGUGCUGCUACGGAGAGCAUGUGAAGCUGGACAUCAGCCCCCGGAAGCUGUCUUUUGACAAGCUGCUUCUGCACAAGAUUGACAGCAGGACCCUGGUGUUGAGAAACGAUACCCUACUGCCCAUGGUCUGGCACCUCAGUGGGCUGGAUGGCCUUGUUGAGCACUUCUCCUUGUCACAAGAUAAGGGCAUCGUUGAUCCUCGCUCAGAGAUUGAGGUGACGCUGAUUUUCAAGGCCGAGAAGAUUGGCAGCAUUGAGAAGACCCUCCGACUAGAGGUUUCAGAUACAGAAAACAUCCUGGGGGUUGUUCAGACUGAAAACGUUGAAAUCUCUGCAGAGGUCUAUGAUGUUUCUCUGACCAUCGACAUGCCUGAAGUUUCAAUCUGA
This is a messenger RNA of Malurus melanocephalus (red-backed fairy wren), 651 nucleotides long. RefSeq names its product hydrocephalus-inducing protein homolog. Gene Ontology annotation, cellular component: axoneme. Gene Ontology annotation, biological process: cilium movement; axonemal central apparatus assembly. The record is from RefSeq and is a predicted model, not a curated record. The transcript has 6 exons. NCBI's taxonomy places the organism in Eukaryota, Metazoa, Chordata, Aves, Passeriformes, Maluridae. The coding region runs from base 1 to 651 and encodes 216 amino acids.